Messenger RNA from Plectropomus leopardus (leopard coralgrouper), 1443 nucleotides. Lineage: Eukaryota; Metazoa; Chordata; Actinopteri; Perciformes; Serranidae. The record is from RefSeq and is a predicted model, not a curated record.
UCGGAGGAGGCUGCAGGAGGAGUAGAGCCAGGUCCAGAGGAGGAAGAAGGAGGAGGAGGAGGUGAAGAGGGAGGAGGAGAUAAGGCUGCCAUAGAGACGCACAGAUGUCCCGUCUACUGUGUCUGCAGGAAACCAGACAUCAACUGUUUCAUGAUAGGGUGUGACAGCUGCACUGAGUGGUUUCAUGGAAACUGUGUUGGAGUUUCAGAAAAAGCAGCUAAAGCCAUCAGAGUUUGGUUCUGUCCGUCCUGCCGAGACAAAGACUUGUCUCUGGAGAUUAAAUACCGUCCUAAGAAGAAGGAGGACAAAGAAUCGGACCCUGACGGAGAUGGUAGCUCCACUCCUCAGCCCAAGACUGACAGGAGGCGGGGCUCACAGAUCAAGCGUUCAGCACGGAUGUGUGGCGAGUGCGACGCCUGUCUGCGGACAGAGGACUGCGCUCAGUGCGACUUCUGCAAAGACAUGAAGAAGUUUGGAGGUCCAAACAAAAUCCGUCAGAAGUGUCGUCUGAGGCAGUGCGAGGUCCGAGCACGGAAGAUGCUUCGUGUCAAAGACGAGGAGGUGAGCCACAGCGGCAGCAGAGGGCGGGGCCUGUCUCGCAGAGGGGCGGAGCAUCAGACGGAGGAGGAGGACGAGGAGGACGAGGAGGAGCUGUUCAGUGAGAGCGAGCUGGAGCUGUUCGAGCAGUACAGAGCCGCCGGAUUCAGAGACCUGGUGUGGCACAGCGAGGAGGAGGACGCUCAGUCAGACUCUCUGAGGAAGAAGGCGGUGAAGGUGAAACACGUCAAGAGACGAGAGAAGAAGCCGGAGAAGAAGAAGUCCGUCUCCACUCCUAAAGAGGAGGUGAAGCCUCGCCGCCACAAAGCCAAGCAGCGCCACCGGGAGCGAGGGGGCGGGGGCGGAGCUAAAGAUUUGGGCGGGGCUCUUAGGCAGUGUCUGGGACCAGGAUGUGUCCAGCCGGCAAGGACCAACUCCAAGUACUGCUCUGACGACUGCGGCAUGAAGCUCGCCGCCAAUCGUAUCUAUGAGAUCCUGCCUCAGAGGAUCCAGCAGUGGCAGCAGAGUCCCUGCGUUGCCGAGGAGAUGGGACGGAGACAGCUGGAGCGAAUCAGGAAGGAGCAGCAGGCGGCGAGACUCCGCCUCACGCUGAUGGAGAAACGCUUCCACGAGCUCGAAGGCAUCAUCGCCAACGCCAAGCAGCAGCAGGUCCAACACCACGAGGAGGUGACUGAAGGGGACGGGGACGACACAGACCUUCAGAUCUUCUGUGUGUCCUGCAGUCAUCCUGUGAACCCGAAGGUGGCGCUGAGACACAUGGAGCGAUGCUACGCUAAAGUCAGUGUGUCUCUGUCAACAGGAAGUCUCUGUUUACUCUGAGAGAGGAAGCUACAGUGGCCCCGAGGGUCAAAACACUUCACACAAAACAAAACAACAUUUCACAAA